Quercus lobata is the source of this 614-nucleotide messenger RNA. RefSeq lists its product as uncharacterized. The transcript is spliced from 2 exons. The record is from RefSeq and is a predicted model, not a curated record. NCBI's taxonomy places the organism in Eukaryota, Viridiplantae, Streptophyta, Magnoliopsida, Fagales, Fagaceae. Bases 1 to 591 code for a protein of 196 amino acids.
AUGCCUGACAUCAUGUACUCCGGCGAUACUAGCAAAGCUAAAGAAUCUGCAACCCUAAACUACCUCAAAUCUCCACAACGGUCCUACUUUGCCAAACCCUUCCACCCUUUCCCUCACAAUCACCUCAGACACCUUCAACUCUACCUCGUCAUCCUCUGCCUUAUCAUCGAUUUCGCUCACCAACUCCUCUUAUCUGCCGAAUCCGACCCACUCGUCAAAGGCCACACCCUCGACCAUCGCUUCACUUCCCUCCAAUCCGCCGCCGUCCUCUUCCUCUUCCUCCUCCUCUCCGUCUCCCUCUUCCUCUCCAACUCCCCUUCCUCCCUCCUCCCUCUCCUUCCCGAUCUCUUCUUCGCACUCAGCUCAACCGUUUUCUUCUUGCAAUACUCCGUCUCCUCCACCGUCGCCACUGUCCAGACCUCUGAUCUCCAAGCCAACUGCAACACCAUCUCCACGCGAAUCUUUGCUCUCAUCUCUCUCCUUUGUCUAAUCCUCACUUGCCAGCCCAGGCUCUUUGUUGCCGAUGUGGGACUCGGGGCUGCUUUCUGCUUGCAAGGCCUUUGGGUUUUGCAAACUGGGUUGUCUCUCUAGUAGUGUAAGUGCGAGCUCGAGGA